Molecule: messenger RNA, 1011 nt
Organism: Exophiala spinifera
Lineage: Eukaryota; Fungi; Ascomycota; Eurotiomycetes; Chaetothyriales; Herpotrichiellaceae
Exons: 1
Coding region: 1-1011 (336 amino acids)
Source: RefSeq, a predicted model, not a curated record
AUGCUCUACACAAUCUUCCUCUUUCAACUCUUCUGGGAGCUGUUGACACAAAUCGUCGGAUUUGUUGACUUCUGUCUCACCCUCUUCUUGGUUGCAUUCGUAGCCACUUGCCUUUCGAUCGCCUGCAAGAAAUGCACCGGCAAGAACUUGUUUGAGGUUGUGUGCCUCGCCAUCUCCUUCAUCAGGGACCGAUGCUGCGCUGGUCGCGUGUCGGUCGCCUGUCAGACACCCUUUGGUGGUUACCGGUCGGUAGCCACCCAAACCGACUACUACAACGACGAAUUCCUCUACUACAAACCCCGCCGUGGCCGCAUGCGAAAUCUUCCUGGCCUCCCGGGCCUCUUCAAAGACCUUCCGUUGCCGGAGGAGGGUGGUUCUGUGUUUGAGGACUGGCGCAUUGCCCAUCGCCUCGCCGCUCGAGUUGCUGCAGUGCAGGACGCCCAGCCGAUUGGCGUGACUCCUGGCUCUGUUUCGGUGGGCUCUGGUCUCAGAAAACGAGACAUGAGCUCAUUCGAAGAGCAAUCGGGUGACGAGGACUGCGAUGUGGUGGUGCGCCCCGGCCGAAAGAUUCUGGCGCCUCGCAUUCAUGGGGCGGGGACCGUCAAAUGUCCCGUCGCUCCUGAGAGUGUGGCCUUGGGGGGUGUCGUCCUCGGUGACAAUGAGGAUGGCACCAAAACAGACAUGGACGAUGACGAGGAGGAUGACCUGGAGAUCAUCACCGACGACAUCGUUUCUUCUUCGGCACCCGAUGUCGAAGACCAACAACAAAGUCCUCGAGUUGAGGCAGAAAGUCCACGAGUUGUGGCAUCAGAAAGUCCACGAGUUGUGGCACCGGAAAGUCCUCGAGUUGAGGCAGACAUGGGGGAGGGGGAGGGGGAGGAGGUUGGGCCAGCAGAGCCAUUGGUGUUGGAGGAGGAUGGCAUGGAGUUUGCGCCAGCGGGCUUUGGGGAGGCCGUGCUGGAGGAGGACGACGACAUGGAGUUUGCCCCGGCUGGCUUUGGGGAGGACUGA